GUUCUGGAGGAGCUACAAAAAGUAAAGCAAAGCAAAACGCAAGUGAUCAGUGAAAGAUCACUGGAUUAUACUACCAAGAAACCAGAAAAUUCAGUUUCACACCAGAAUUCAAAUGCUUUUGAAAUGCACACAGACCAGGUGAUGGUUGGUAACAGUCAGAGUGAGAUCACUGACACUGUACUUAGGAAAAGCUUGGUGUCCGAUAAAGGCAGGUCUGGUAAAAGCCAGAAUUUUUCAUUCAAUGUCAUUGAUCCUGAUUCUGACUCGCCUAUAACAAGUAAAUCAAAAGGGCUAAAAAUGGAGUGGUCUUCCAAUAAAAUUCAAGGUCUCAGAGGAAGGAUAAGUAUUAAAAAGUUGGUAAAAACUAAAAUAAUUACUCAGGAAAUUGCACUCAAGUUGCAAACAGGCUUCAUCACUAUAGAGGAGAUAGAAGCAUCACUUGCUCAAUUCACUGGUAAACCAUCCUCAAUUUCAGCUGUUUACAUGGAGUCUAGCAAGAAAAGGCUGUCUUUCAUAGACGCUGCAGCAGGAGGAUGUAUAUCUAAAACCUAAGCCAUUGAGUUUUUGGAAGCACAAGCUGCCACAGGAGGCAUCAUUGAUCCUAUGACAGGCCAGGCUUACUCACCGUCAGAUGCUUUUGAGAAAGGUAUCAUUACUGGGGAUCUCAAGGAUAAAAUAACUGAAGCUUACAAAGCAGUCAGUGGUUAUACUCAUGCUGAGAAGAUUCUUUCAGUGUUUCAAGCUAUGGAAGAGAGAAUUAUAGACAGGCAUUGAGGAAAAGCUUUAAUAGAAACACAGAUCCCUACUGGAGGGUUGAUUCAUCCAUUGAUUGGAUGUAAAGUGCCCAUGGAUGGUGCGCUAGAGCAGGGGCUCAUAAAUCAAGCCACACUUCAAAGUCUCUAUGAUCCGAUCAGUAACCCAAAAGAUUUACACUUCCCAGAAACAGGGCAGAAGGCGUACUAUAGCGAACUGCUCAGAAUCUGUGUGUAUGAUGUCAACGGUGGAGUGUAUCUUCUUCCCUUUGGUGAUCAGCAUUUGUACCCCCUUUCACCAUCCAGCAGACACAGGAUAUCGGUCAUCGACACUUCUAAUGGUGUUAAAAUUUCAGCUUACGAAGCAUGUAAGGCCGGCUAAAUUGACAAGAGAACCUACCUAUUUCUCUCACAACAAUAGAGUGAAUGGCAGGAGAUAACAAUCAUGCACUCAAAUAGGAACCUUCUACACAUGCUAACAGACCAUAAGAGUGGGCGGCAGAUUUGCAUUGAAAAUGCUCUUAGUCUGAAAAUUCUCCAAAUGGAAGAGCUCAACAACUACCGGAGUGGUCAGCUCAGUAUUUCUGAGCUCGCUGAUCUUUUGAUUUCCAGAAGAGUUGUCUUUAAAGUCCCAAAUGAUCCCGUUGCAGGACUCUGGGAUGUGUCUUUGAAAAAACGAGUCCCGGUUUUCAAAGGACACCAGCAGAACCUUGUGGACCGACUCACCGCGCUGAGGUUGCUAGAAGCUCAGGCUUGCACUGGAGGCAUCUGUGAUCCAGCAUCUGGAGAAAGGGUUCUGAUUAAAGAAGCUCAACAUCGAGGACUCUUUGAUGAAAGUUUUGCCAGACAGCUCCAGCAAUGUGAGCAAGCCUAUUAUGGUAUCAUUCACCCUCAGAAUGGAAAGACUUUGACUGUGGCUCAGGCGAUGCAAGAGAACCUUUUCCCGAAAGAUGUUGGAGUGAAGUGUCUUGAGUUUCAACUGGCGACUGGUGGGCUCAUUAACCAAGAGAGCCAAAAGAGAUUCUCUUUGGAUGAUGCAAUACAGAAUUGCUUGAUCGACAAACCAACUGCUGCACAUCUUCAGCAUGGCAACUCCCAUUCGAAAUGCAUCACUUGCCCCAAAACCAAGCGAAAAAUGUCUUUCAAGGAAGCUCUAGAAUGAGUGUCUUUGACAGCCACACUGGGUUUGUACUUCUAGAACUAACCAAGCCCCAAUACUUCAUCCUUCCAAUACUUCUGGACUUAUCGGCCCUUCU
Molecule: messenger RNA, 2008 nt
Organism: Carassius auratus (goldfish)
Lineage: Eukaryota; Metazoa; Chordata; Actinopteri; Cypriniformes; Cyprinidae
Product: desmoplakin-like
Exons: 1
Coding region: 1198-1914 (238 amino acids)
Biological process (GO): wound healing; skin development; intermediate filament cytoskeleton organization
Cellular component (GO): cytoplasm; intermediate filament; intercalated disc
Molecular function (GO): structural molecule activity
Source: RefSeq, a predicted model, not a curated record